AUGUUGAAGGAAUAUCUGGUCGCGGGCAUUCUGCUUGCUUCGCCUCUACUGGCUGUAGCACAAGACCUCAUUCCUCCAAUCCUUGAAAAAGCUGAUUCUUUUGUGGAAGAGACUUGGUCCGUUGAUUCGAGCCCAAAGGUUAUAUACAUUGACGAUGAAUUUGGGUCUGUGUCGGAUAAAGACGGCCUCACCCUGAUUCCGCCUACCGCUCACGAGUUCGCGACAACCUUUCAGGAUGAUCUUGCCAAGAUCACAGGAUCAAAAUGGACACUGAAGCGCGUCGACAAGCUUUCUAACAAUGCUAGCGGGAUCUCUCUUGGUUCAUACACCGGAGAAUCUUCUGAUCUCAGAUACGAGAACGGCAAAUCGACAUCAGAAGGCUACGAGAUCAUCAUCAACUCCAAUCGCGUCUUCAUCGGUGGAUCAGGCGCUCGAGGAAUGUGGUGGGGAACCAGGACCUUUCUUCAACUUCUCCUAGCUGGCAACGGGACGAUCACGAGUACCCUUGGUCGAGAUGCCCCGGCUUAUGCUACCAGAGGAUAUAUGCUUGAUGCAGGGAGAAAGUGGUACUCGAAGGACUUUCUCAAAGAGCUGUGCAGUUAUGCUUCGUUCUUCAAGAUGAAUGAGUUCCAUUAUCAUCUUAGUGAUAACUAUCCGCUGAAUCGUGGCAAGAAUGACAGUUGGAGGGAUGUCUACUCGCAUUUUUCGCUGUUACCGGGAGACAAAUCGCUGCUGGGUAUUCUUCAUGGACGAGAGAACGAGACGUUAUCGAGGGAUGACUUUAUGGAACUGCAGAGUCACUGCGCUUCUCGAGGAGUAACUGUCAUUCCGGAAAUUGAGGCACCUGGCCAUUCUCUGUAUCUUACCAAAUGGAAACCUGAGCUUGCCCUGGCCAAGAAGGAUUUGCUGAACUUGACGCAUCCGGAAACCUUACCAACGGUACAGAGUAUCUGGCAAGAGUUUCUACCAUGGUUCAACACGAAGGAAGUCCAUAUUGGCGCCGACGAAUACGACGCCGAGCUUGCUGAUGACUAUAUCACCUUCGUCAACAAGAUGAGCCGUUUCAUCAAUUCUACAGCCAACAAGCGAAGUCGAAUCUGGGGUACUCACGAACCAUCAAAACGCAACCAGACAAUCGAUAAAAACGUCAUCAUCCAGCACUGGCAAUACGGCCAAUCAGACCCCGUGCAACUCGUCAAAGAUGGCUACGAUGUCAUCAACUCAGAAGACUGGUGGGCCUACACAAGUCUCAAAAACGACCACAUGCCCAUUCUCCCAGCGCGCUACCCGCAGUUCUUUAACGAGAGUCGUGUUUUCAACUUUGCGGAUAAGGAGGAAUGGCAGUGGACGCCUGCUGAUUUUAAUCCUGUGAAUACGAGUCUGCAGCUUAAGAGUGAUGAGAAGAGGUUGAGGGGUGCUGCAUUGGCUGCGUGGAAUGACAAUGGUCCCGAUGCGACUACGCAACUUGAAGCGUAUUACUCUAUGCGGAGGGGUAUUGCUGUAGUGGGAGGGAGGGCUUGGAGUGGAAGUCGAGGACCGAAGUUGUUGGAGGAGACGAGUGAUACUAGUGUUGACUUUUACUCUCCUCGAGCUCCCGAUCAGAACCUUGAUAGGGUGCUAUCUCUUGGGGCUAAUGGUACGUUGGUAUCGUGGACUCGUUCAGGUGGUGAUGGAAAGGAAGUUCACCUUGGUCACGGGAGCAAGGGGAUGAACUACACCCUCACACUCUCCGUCACCGGCCCAUUCACCCUCUCCGGUCUCGACAAUACUCUAUCCCUGGAUAAGAGUGGAAACAUGGUCUUCACCGCUGAUGGAUGGGAGUACCCCCUUCGCAAGGUUACAAAAGACGACGCGCUGGAUCUUGACCCUGGAGCUCCAGGUCGUAUAUGGGUCAACACUUCAUCCACGCACAAACCUGUCAAGGUAUCGACUCCUGUCAACAUCACUUUGGUGACGGACGUCCUGCAUGGAACGGUUGUGUUCAGCGAUGGUGAAGUGGUAGGAAGAUUUGAGGUCUUUGUGUAUGGCGGGAGGAAUACGCAGUUUAGUUGGAGUCAGAUGGCGUUUGUUGCGCCGCUGGAUAAGAUUGAGGGAGGUUUGGAGCGUUUGGAAUUGAGUGGAUCUUCUAACUUCACGGGAGCAAGUGAGACAGGUGGGGAAGAGCCUACUGAUGUUCCUCAGGGGAGUGAUGCUGCUCGAUGCUUGGCUUCGUCCGCGUUCAUCACGUUAGGGUUAGUUGUGGGAGGCUUAUUGUUGAAUCAAAAUGGAAGUCGAAUCUGUCUAGGUCUUAGAAUAGCCACGGGUGAUCUUCCCCCUCUGCAACCCCCCACAUACCGCCCCAGGGCUGUUAUGGAUCUCUGGCAGGCCGGGCAGAGGAAAUACAAUAAUGAAGGGCGGGGGGGAGGCACACUAUCUCCUGUCAUCUGUUCCGUGGAAUCUAUAGGGUGUCUGUUCUCCAGGCUACGCUCCAUCUUGGACAGCCCUCGUGACUCCGACUACGAGCCACUGUCCCUUGAAGCUGAUCGUGGUGAAUCUACCACGCUGAUUGAGCAAAGUGGCGUAAACGCGAACAGCUGGGACGAGGGUGGCUUGACUGCGCUUCAUGCAGCAAUCCAUUGCUCCGGCCCUACAGCAUGUCUGCAUAUCAUAGACGUAUUGCUCAGACACAGCGCAGAUAUCAACGCGCUGUCGAAAGCCGUCCAACACAUUUUACACACCGUUGCGCAGUCUGGAGGCACUCUCCUGCAACACGGGGCUGAUGCAAAUGCCAUGGACUCAUCUGGCAAUCCGACCCUCUACACAGCCAUACUGAAUAUAGCGUGCUCUCUGCAAGCGUGGGAGAGGGGCCUCAUGGAUGUACUGCUACAGGGCGGUGCUGGUGCUAAUGCUCUAGACGGCAAUGGAGCCUCUGCCCUCCAUCUCGCCGCGACGCACGGUGUCCACGCAGGCGUCAUUAUCUCAGGGCUUCUACGGCACGGCGCUGACCCGCGCACCAGAUGUCGCGAUGGGCGUUGUGUGCUGCACUAUCUUGCCAAGUUCACGGGGCCCCCUGAUGUUGCCAAACAGCUUCGCAACCUGGGACUCGACCCCAAUGCCCGUGACGAGCACGGCCAGACUCCCCUGCUUCACGCGACGGUGGCAGGCCUUGUCAAGAUGGUGCGGCUUCUAUGCGAGUCUGGCGUCGGCGUAAACAUGCCCAUCUUUGACGAUGACAAGACCGCUUUCUUUUGCGCUGUGAGGUUGAAGACCGUCGAUGCUGUGCAAGUCCUUCUCCAUUACGGUGCUGAUCUUCACCACCGCGGUUACUCUGGCAGGACAGUUCUGCACUACCACGAAGCAGCGUACAAGGCUAUGGGCAACGGCAGCGCCGAUGCAGCCAGAAUUAACAAGCUGCUGAUCGCAUGUGGCGCCAACGUCAAUGCUAAACGCGGCUACUGCAGACAAGGCCACGGGAUGAGCGUUCUAGAUGCGGGCGGCAUAACCCGCGCCCAAGGGGAGUUUGCCCUCUUCCUCAUGGCGAACGGCGCCUUGAGGUUUCGGCUUGAUUUCGCCCCAGUACUCAGCAUAGACUUCGUUCAUCUUGGCGUAGUACUUCAUAUCAGACAAGUAAAUGUUGACUUCAAUCACAUCAUUGAGACUCGAGCCAGCUUCGUCAAGAAUGGCGCCGAGGUUGGAAAUAAUUUGGCGCUGAAUAGGAAUCAUAUUAGCAAUUGA
Fusarium oxysporum Fo47 is the source of this 3714-nucleotide messenger RNA. RefSeq lists its product as uncharacterized. Bases 1 to 3714 code for a protein of 1237 amino acids. NCBI's taxonomy places the organism in Eukaryota, Fungi, Ascomycota, Sordariomycetes, Hypocreales, Nectriaceae. Gene Ontology annotation, biological process: carbohydrate metabolic process. The transcript has 7 exons. Gene Ontology annotation, molecular function: protein binding; beta-N-acetylhexosaminidase activity. The record is from RefSeq and is a predicted model, not a curated record.